This is a messenger RNA of Panicum virgatum (switchgrass), 846 nucleotides long. Its product is annotated as ATP-dependent DNA helicase PIF1-like. NCBI's taxonomy places the organism in Eukaryota, Viridiplantae, Streptophyta, Magnoliopsida, Poales, Poaceae. The record is from RefSeq and is a predicted model, not a curated record. The transcript has 3 exons. Bases 1 to 846 code for a protein of 281 amino acids.
AUGGACAACACCACUUAUUCAAAUCAUGAUGAUACACAUGAUGCUGAGAAUCAAUUAGAUGGAGGCAAUGAUGACAUACAGGAAGCAGAUUUCAUCAGUAGGGUUGCUGAGGCAACUCAACAACACACGGAGGUUGCAGUUCAAACACUCAUUGAACACAUAUUCCCAUCACUCAAAGAAAAUGCAACAUCAGCAUCUUAUAUGAGCACCUGUGCAAUUCUGUCAACAAAAAAUGAGCAUGUUGACAAGCUGAACGCAAUGAUGAUUGAUAAUUUUCUAGGGGAGGCAACUGUUUUCUACAGCUUCGACUCCAUAGAUGAUGAUUCACAUAAUCACUACCCAAUUGAAUUUUUGAACUCAAUCACUCCAAAUGGCCUCCCCCCACACGAAUUGAAGCUCAAAAUCAACUGUCCUGUGAUCCUUCUUCGCAAUCUUGAUCCAAACAACGGGUUGUGCAAUGGAACGAGACUUAUCGUGAGAGCAUUGCAAGCUAAUGCAAUUGAUGCCCAUAUUGUUGGUGGACAGCAUGUAGGGAAAAGGGUGUUCAUACCAAGGAUCCCUAUGGCUCCCUCCGAUGAUAUGUCACUACCUUUCAAGUUAAAGAGAAAACAAUUCCCAGUACGCCUCAGUUUUGCCAUGACUAUCAAUAAAUCUCAUGGACAAACCAUCCCUAAUGUUGGGAUUUACCUUCCUAAGCCUGUGUUCUCACAUGGACAGCUUUAUGUUGCAUUGUCAAGGGGUGUAUCAAGAGCUACUAUAAGGAUUUUGGCUAAACCAAAAAAAGAAUUAGACCCCACUGGGAAGAGCACCAAGAAUAUAGUCUACAAGGAUGUCCUGAACUGGUGA